This is a messenger RNA of Brassica oleracea var. oleracea, 1842 nucleotides long. RefSeq names its product auxin transporter-like protein 1. Gene Ontology annotation, cellular component: plasma membrane. The transcript is spliced from 9 exons. The record is from RefSeq and is a predicted model, not a curated record. NCBI's taxonomy places the organism in Eukaryota, Viridiplantae, Streptophyta, Magnoliopsida, Brassicales, Brassicaceae. The coding region runs from base 238 to 1725 and encodes 495 amino acids.
UAAUUAGGCUUCGCUAUUACACUGCUCUCCUCCUACUUACUCACUCACCAUUGUUUCUUUUCUUUUUCUUUUAUUAUAAAUAACUCACGCACCGUUGUUACAUAAACAAAGCUCUUCAUUCUCUCUCUAUCUUUUUUUUUGGGGUCAAAUCUCUCUCUCUCUCUCUUGCUCGUUUUAAUUACACUCUGCUUAGUUUGCUUUCAAGAUUUGAGACUGAGACAGAGAAAUCGACAGAUAAUGUCGGGUGAGAAGCAAGCGGAGGAGGCAAUAGUGGUCUCAGGCGUCAGCGAGGCGGGGGAUGACGGAGCCGGUGGAAAAGUGGAAGAUUCAACUGCAGAGGAUAUAAACAGCGGCGAUGCCAGUGAUGGAUUUAGCAUGAAGAGUUUUCUCUGGCAUGGCGGGUCCGCUUGGGACGCCUGGUUCAGCUGUGCCUCCAAUCAAGUGGCACAGGUGCUGUUGACACUGCCGUAUUCCUUCUCGCAGCUGGGGAUGUUAUCAGGAAUAUUGCUACAAAUAUUCUAUGGACUAAUGGGAUCUUGGACUGCUUACCUCAUCAGUGUUCUUUACGUCGAGUAUCGAGCCCGAAUGGAGAAACAAGAGGCCAAAUCAUUCAAAAACCACGUUAUUCAGUGGUUUGAAGUGCUUGAUGGGCUGCUGGGUCCGUACUGGAAAGCAGCGGGGCUCACAUUUAAUUGCACCUUCUUGUUAUUCGGAUCAGUCAUCCAGCUCAUCGCUUGUGCUAGCAAUAUAUAUUACAUAAACGAUAGACUGGACAAGAGGACUUGGACGUAUAUAUUUGGUGCUUGUUGUGCCACGACCGUCUUCAUACCAUCUUUCCACAAUUACCGUAUUUGGUCUUUCCUCGGUCUUGUCAUGACCACUUACACUGCUUGGUACCUCACCAUCGCCGCAUUUCUCCAUGGCCAAGCUGAGGGUGUGACACAUUCUGGUCCGACCAAACUUGUGUUGUACUUUACCGGAGCUACCAACAUCCUCUAUACAUUUGGUGGACACGCUGUGACUGUGGAAAUAAUGCAUGCGAUGUGGAAACCAAGGAAGUUUAAGAGCAUAUACCUGAUGGCGACACUGUACGUCUUCACGUUAACGCUUCCGUCAGCCUCCGCCGUCUAUUGGGCUUUCGGCGACCAGCUUCUCAACCACUCAAAUGCUUUCUCUCUCCUCCCUAAAACGCGUUUCCGUGAUUCCGCCGUCAUCCUCAUGCUCAUCCAUCAGUUUAUAACAUUUGGAUUUGCGUGUACACCGUUAUACUUCGUAUGGGAAAAAGCAAUAGGAAUGCACCACACUAAAAGCAUAUGUCUAAGAGCGAUCGUGAGGCUGCCGGUGGUGGUUCCUAUAUGGUUUCUAGCCAUCAUUUUCCCUUUUUUUGGUCCCAUAAACUCCGCGGUUGGAGCUCUACUCGUUAGCUUCACCGUCUACAUCAUCCCUGCCUUAGCCCAUAUGCUCACCUACCGCACCGCCUCUGCCCGUCGGAAUGCGGCGGAGAAGCCGCCGUUCUUUUUGCCAAGCUGGAGCGGAGUUUAUGUGAUAAACGCAUUUGUGGUGGUUUGGGUGCUAGUUCUGGGGUUCGGGUUUGGAGGAUGGGCAAGCAUGACCAACUUCAUCAGGCAAAUUGACACUUUUGGCCUCUUUGCCAAUUGCUAUCAAUGCAAGUCGCCGAUUCCUCCUCCUCCUACUCCGGCCACCGGUAAUCACCACCGCCGUUAGUGAAGUAUGAAAGUGUGAUUUUCUUCAGUUUUCUUUUUUUUUUCCUAUGUAUGAAAGAAACGUACGUAUAUCAGCGAAUUAACAAUGUUAUAUAUAUUUGAAAUUUGGUUAACAUCA